AUGAGUUCCUACCUGGAGUACGUGUCGUGCGGCGGCGGCGGCGGGGUCGGAGGCGAGGUGCUCAGCUUCGCACCCAAGUUCUGUCGCGCCGACGCCCGACCCGUGGCCCUGCAACCCGCCUUCCCCCUGGGCGGCGGCGACGGCGGCGCCUUCGUCAGCUGUCUGCCUCUGACCACCGCCCGCCCCGCGCCUCCGUCCCCACCCGCUCCCUCGCAGCCCUCCGCACCGCCCCCGGCCGCGCCCCGGUACGCAGCGUGCACCCUGGAAGGGGCCUACGAUCGGGGCGCCGCACCUGCCGCGGCGGCGGCGGGGGGCGCGGACUAUGGCUUCCUGGGGUCUGGGUCGGUGUAUGACUUUCCGGGUGCGCUCGGGAGACCGACCGAGGACAGCGGGGCGCACGUCCACUAUGCCACCUCCGCUGUCUUCUCCAGCGGCGGCUCCUUCCUGCUGAGUGGCCAGGUGGAUUACGCAGCCUUCGGAGAGCCUGGUCCCUUUCCGGCAUGUCUCAAAGAGCCAGCCGAUGGCCACCCCGGGGCCUUCCAGACUGCAUCGCCGUCCCCCGGCACCUAUCCCAAGUCCGUCUCUCCCACGUCCGGCCUCCCCACUGCCUUCAGCACGUUCGAAUGGAUGAAAGUGAAGAGGAACGCCCCUAAGAAGAGCAAACUCGCCGAGUGUGGAGCCGCUAGCCCCUCCAGCGCCAUCCGUACGAAUUUCAGCACCAAGCAACUGACAGAACUAGAGAAAGAGUUUCAUUUCAAUAAGUACUUAACUCGAGCCCGGCGCAUCGAGAUAGCCAACUGCUUGCAGCUAAAUGACACUCAAGUCAAAAUCUGGUUCCAAAAUCGCAGGAUGAAACAGAAGAAAAGGGAACGAGAAGGUCUUCUGGCCACAGCCACCUCUGUGGCCUCUCUCCAACUUCCCCUCUCAGGAAUGAGCCCUGCCCAGUCUGGCAGGAACCCGGGGAGCCCUUCGCAGGCCCAUGAACCUUCGUGA
This is a messenger RNA of Dipodomys ordii (Ord's kangaroo rat), 993 nucleotides long. It is a transcript of the gene Hoxd1, whose product is annotated as homeobox D1. Lineage: Eukaryota; Metazoa; Chordata; Mammalia; Rodentia; Heteromyidae. Gene Ontology annotation, molecular function: RNA polymerase II cis-regulatory region sequence-specific DNA binding; DNA-binding transcription factor activity, RNA polymerase II-specific. Gene Ontology annotation, biological process: regulation of transcription by RNA polymerase II. Gene Ontology annotation, cellular component: nucleus. The record is from RefSeq and is a predicted model, not a curated record. The transcript has 2 exons. Bases 1 to 993 code for a protein of 330 amino acids.